AUGAAUCACAUUAAAGCUUUUGGCUUGGCGAAAUGGGCAACUGGGGAGAAAUUGGAAUUUAUAGAAAUGGAGGGCGAAGAUGGUCUCAUCUCAGAUUUAACUAAUACACUCAUGAUUCUCAAGACCAAAACAAUUAGUUAAUUUCAGAAGAUGUAAUAUUAAUGUAAUAUUGAAAGAGACUCAUUGCCAUCUAAUAAAGGAAGAUGGUAUUAUAUGCCUUUUAAUAAGGAGAUCAUCUAACUUGUUUUAGCAACUUCGGAUUGUAAUCAAAAUAAUAUUGAAAUGCUUAUUAGUGCCAUUUAAUCAAAAAUUGUAUUGAUCUAAAUAAAAUCUCUCUAGUUGAACGGGAAUGUUAUUCUCAAUGACAAUCAGAGGGAUAACAUCCUUAAGUUAUUAAUCUAUUUCGAGAGGCAAUACAACAAAGAUCCAAAACAAAUCAAAUAAAUCAUGUAGACAUUGGAUAAUACGAAAUAAUCAGUCCAGCAAAACAUAGAAAAAAUGAUCAACAACAAAGACCAAUUGAGUCAAAUUGAAAGUAUAUCCUACCUUAUUUUAGUUAAAUCUUUGGAAUUGGAGGAUACAUCAAAAAUCUUUUAUGAUACGGCUACUGCUGUUCACAGAAAGAAUAGAUUGAAUAGAUUAAAAAGAAGAUUAAUUAUUGGAGGGAUAGCAUUUGUAAGUAUAAGUUUUAUUUGUUAUUGGAUUUUCUAUUGA
Molecule: messenger RNA, 714 nt
Organism: Paramecium octaurelia
Lineage: Eukaryota; Ciliophora; Oligohymenophorea; Peniculida; Parameciidae
Source: the annotation of a GenBank genome assembly